Penicillium manginii is the source of this 918-nucleotide messenger RNA. RefSeq names its product SDR family NAD(P)-dependent oxidoreductase. The transcript is spliced from 2 exons. NCBI's taxonomy places the organism in Eukaryota, Fungi, Ascomycota, Eurotiomycetes, Eurotiales, Aspergillaceae. Gene Ontology annotation, molecular function: oxidoreductase activity, acting on NAD(P)H, oxygen as acceptor. Gene Ontology annotation, cellular component: intracellular anatomical structure. The coding region runs from base 1 to 918 and encodes 305 amino acids. The record is from RefSeq and is a predicted model, not a curated record.
AUGGAAUCCGUCAUUCAACCCCAAAAGACCGCCCUCAUCACUGGUGCCGCCUCAGGUGUGGGGUAUGCCAUUGCCAAGCUCUGCCGAAGCAAGGACAUGCACCUGGUGUUACUCGACAUUGACCAAGAGAAUCUCGCCAAAGCAAAGGCGGUAUUGACGGAUCUCAAUCCAUGUUUGAAGACCGAGGCCUUUGUUCUCGAUGUGGCCGAUGCCGCCCUAUGGAAAGAAACCACUCGCCAGAUCGUUGAUAUCGUUCAAGAUAUUGACCUCGUGGUGUUGAAUGCCGGAAAGGGAUACAGAGCUCAGGGAACCGAUACUGGGCGUCUCAAGCCAUGGCUGGAUGGCAGUUACUGGGAUAAGACUUUCGGUACUAAUGUUCGAGGCCCGCUGAAUGGACUGGAAGCUCUUCUUCCCGUUUUGACGGGAUCAAAAAGUAAGACUCCUAAAUCUAUUGUCAUCACCGGUUCCAAGCAAGGCAUCACGAACCCUCCUGGAGCCGGCAACCCCGCAUACAAUGCAUCCAAGGCGGCGAUCAAGAAUCUGGCAGAGCAUCUUGCGUUUGACCUGCGUUCUGAUCCGGCCACGAAGCAUAUCUCGGCACAUCUAUUGAUUCCAGGCUGGACCUGGACCGGGAUGAUGGGCAAUAUCGGACCUACCGACGAGACGGAGAUCAAGAAGCUUGCCGGAGCUUGGUAUCCAAGCCAGGUUGCCGAGGAGCUGGUUAAGGGACUGGAAACGGGGGCAUUCUACAUUGUCUGCCCAGAUGGAGAAACUGAUCAAGCCCUUGAUCAAGCACGGAUGAAAUGGGGUAGCGAGGAUGUUGUUGAAGGGCGACCGGCACUCUCUCGCUGGGAGGAGAAUUGGAAGAGUCGGGCCGAGGAGGCCAUUCAAGCCGAUGCGAAGAACCGGAGAGCUUAA